AUGGAACGACCCCAGUUCGAAUCCCCGCUGGUAUGCGAAAAACUCUCCUUCCUCGACCUCUGUGAUCCUGCUGUCUCCCACGCGUGGGGCUCUCAGGAAGAAGGAUCCGGCAGCCCCCCUUCAUGCCCGACCCCUGACUCGCAAACAAGGGGCUUCUGGGAAGCGGGCGGGCCUUGGAGGCGGCGCUGCGCCCGGACGGGGCGGGGAAAUCCUGCCUUCUUCCCGCCGGCAGCCAGGAAGACGAGGGCCGAGAGGGCGCUGCUUCACAUGGCCGGCGAGGACAGCGGGGGCCCGGCGCGGCUGGAACUGGGUGCCUGGCCCGAGGCGCCCCCGGAGCGGCUGCAUUUGCUGCCCUGCGCGGUGCGGCACGACGGCGGCGCGGCCGUCCAGCGUUACUUCGCCGCGGCCAUCCGACGCCCGCAGGGACCGGGGGCGCCAGGCGGGGAUGCAGAAUCCGCAGUGUCUUUCCGCGGCCGGAGUUUAAAGGGGAAGCAAGUCGAUCUCCCGGAGGGCCACGUGGGGCUGGUGCUAGAGGAGGAGGCUGUGCCCUUGUCAUCACUGGAGGAGCGGAAAGUGCGCGUAAGGUCUACCUUUGAGUCGCUGACUGUGUGGAAUGUGGAGCAGGCGCCCAACGACAACGACGAGGUCAUCAUGGCCCUCAGCUGGCCAAAGAUUGCCAAGGGGAUCCACGCCCCUGUCGCUGAGGGGUGAGGUGUGGUGCAGCGGGUCCUGGAGUCGAUGCCCGAAAAUACGAUGCAUUCUGGCUUGAAAUAGGAGUUUUCUGGAGACACAGGAGCAGAACUGUCUCUUCACCUCCCUUUGCAGAGACUGGAUGUUAAGCCACGUUUGGGGCCCCAGUGGUCUAGAUUAAACCCACAAGUGCAGAUUUGCCCUGCUCUUUCUAAAGCAGGGUUUUAGCACAGUUUAUACCAUAGCAGUGUGGAUUUGUAUAGGACCUGGCUACUUCAGGGUUUUAACACACACACACACCCUUUCCCCCCCUUUUAAGCAAAAUUAUAGCUUGUUGUAGAGACCUUGAGGCCAUUCACACAAUUAAAAACUGUGUUCGACCUGGGUUUGGAAGUUGUGUACACUCCCAGUUCUGGGUUGUGUGGAAGCAAGGUGGGAGGGAAAGCUAUCCAGGAUUCCCUCCUACCUUGCUUCCCCACAAUCUCAUCUAACCAGGUUUCCCGCCUACCUUGCUUCCUCACAAUCGAAAACUAGGAGCGCACACAGCUCCCAAACCCAGGUCGAACACAGUUUCUGAUUGUGUGAAUGAAUUCCUCGAUGUGGAGCAUCUGCUUCAAAGUUUUGCACCAUGGGUUAGGAUGCCAGCUCCUACCAGCUAAUACAACCGCGUUGAACUAUAGAACUAGUUCAAAGCUGUUUCCGUCUGCUACCCAGAGGAAGGCCCUCUGCUCCGCAGGUCUGUACCAAACACAGUUUUUCCUGGGAGUAUGCACUGAAAGAACCUAGAGCAUAGGACAGAUGUUUAUGUGGACCAUGAACCCAAAGCAAGCAGUGGUUAAGUGUGUUUUACACUGGGAUCAAACAGCCUCUACGUUUGUUCCCUCUUGCCAUCCCGGGCCAAAACCCAAAUAAAAGGUUACCCAAUAAAAACGAAGUAUACACAGUUUAAAAA
Molecule: messenger RNA, 1642 nt
Organism: Hemicordylus capensis (graceful crag lizard)
Lineage: Eukaryota; Metazoa; Chordata; Lepidosauria; Squamata; Cordylidae
Gene: RNASEH2C
Product: ribonuclease H2 subunit C
Exons: 5
Coding region: 1-711 (236 amino acids)
Biological process (GO): RNA catabolic process
Cellular component (GO): ribonuclease H2 complex
Source: RefSeq, a predicted model, not a curated record